Megalops cyprinoides (Indo-Pacific tarpon) is the source of this 7399-nucleotide messenger RNA. Its product is annotated as nuclear receptor coactivator 6-like. The record is from RefSeq and is a predicted model, not a curated record. Gene Ontology annotation, cellular component: nucleus; transcription regulator complex; histone methyltransferase complex. Lineage: Eukaryota; Metazoa; Chordata; Actinopteri; Elopiformes; Megalopidae. The coding region runs from base 330 to 6902 and encodes 2190 amino acids. Gene Ontology annotation, biological process: positive regulation of transcription by RNA polymerase II. The transcript is spliced from 16 exons.
UCUGCGUAAAGUACGAAAUGUAUCUGAAAUGAAAGUAGAGUACAUAGGAAAAAAUAAUAUUUAAAAUCGGUGUGACGCUUCUUGCAGCUCACCUUAUACAGUGUGCAUUUAAUGCACAUCAUGUGAACUGAUAUGAGCAAAUUGUAAGAGAAUACGUAGAAAAGGAGAUAGGAAAAGAAAAAAAUCUCGAAACUGGGAUCCCCUUUCCUCCCAGCCUGCGUGUGUUGUCACGGCUGCUUGGUCUGUGUUUUUGUUAGUGUUUAGGAGUGGUUGUGUCUGGAUGGAGUGAUCGCAGAAGGUUGAGAGAGCGUGCCCAUGUGUGGUGGCCAAUGGCACACCGGCAAGGUCCAGGAUGGCCCACUCCUGUGGGCCACACUGAGCUAGAGCGGGAUUCUGGAUUGGAAGAUGAUGAUGAUGACAGCAGCAGCCGCCAGAGCAACCACGGCAAUGGCCCCCUAUUGGGUCAGUGUCCUGAGGAGGACUCCACUAUCUUCGUUGCAUUCCGGGGAAACAUGGAGGACAAAGACUUCCAGGAGAAGCUGGACCGCAUCUUGUAUGGCAUGCCAGAGAUGCUGCAGCUUGAUGCUGAGAGAAUGCAGCCGCGGCGCGUGGAGCCGUGGAACAGCGUGCGAGUCACCUUCAACAUCCCGCGGGACGCUGCGGAGCGCCUGCGCAUCCUGGCGCAGCAUAACCAGCAGCAGCUGCGCGACCUGGGCAUCCUGUCAGUGCAGAUCGAGGGAGAAAGUGCUAUUAAUAUUGCAAUGGGGCAGAGCAGCGGCCAGGAGGUCAGAGUGAAUGGACCAAUGGGAGCUACCAGUAGCAUGAAGAUGGAUGGAGGUUUUCCAGUGCAGCCGGGUCCAGGUGGCCUGCGGAUGAACAACCCCUUGGCGAUGAUGGCUAACUCAGGGCCUGGUAUGGCAGCUCCUGGGGUCAGUGGGCAGGCUCAGACAAGGGCCCCUCGACCUCCCACACAUGCAGAUUCGAUGGACCCAGUGCUGUCAGGUAUGGCUGCACACCAGCAGCAGCAGCAGCAGCCCCUCCACGGCCCGACGGUGCUGCCACCCCAGGGGCACCCCAUGCAGGCUGGCCGGCAGCUCAGUCCUGCCACCCUCCAGCAGCUCCAGCAGCAGCAGGCCCAGCACGCGCAGCUAGGGGGCGCUCGUGCUCCGUUCAACCCCUCAAACCCGAUGGCGGUUCCACCAGGCUGGAACCAGCACCCCUCUGGUGUCCUGCAGCCCCCUCUGGGCCAGGGACCCAUGGGCCCUGCCUGGAGGAAGGGGCUCCCCCAAACUCAGAUGGCACCACGCCCCUCGCUGGCAACGGUCCAGGUGCCCAAUCACCCUCCACCUCCCUACCCCUUUGGCAGCCAGCAGGCAAGCCAGGCCUUCGCUGCCAUGGGGCAGCAGCAGCAACAGCAGCAGCAGCAGCUGGGUGCCACCCAAUUCGCAGCCCCCCAGCCCAAGGGCCUCCCGGGACCGCCAUCGGGUGUGGCUGGCCCAAGGGCACCACCUCCUCAGCCACCCUCCACGACUCCCCAGGGUCACCCGGCCGCCAAGUCCCCCGCAUCCUCGUCCUCGCCCUCUCCGUUCCAGCAGGGCUCACCCGGAACACCCCCGAUGAUGGGCCAGAACCAGGGCCAGCUGGGCCCCCGGCCCGCAACCCCGCAGAACUUCCCCCAGCAGGCCCUGCAGGGCAAACUGCAGCCCGGCAUCGUAGGAAUGCCUCCACAGGGCCAGGGCCCCCAGCCUGGGAUGGGAGGCAUGCCCAAGCGUAUGCCCAUGGGGUUCCCCAACGUGCAAGCCAGUCAGAACUUAAUGCAGGGUCAGGUGACCAGCACUGCAUCCAUUCCCGGGCCUGGCACCAACCCCCAGCUGCAGAACAGCCAGAGCAUGCAGCAUGCAGGGGUUCAGCCCUCAGCCCUGAACCACCAGCAGCAAGGCUCCCAUGGUCAGGCCAGCGUUAAUCUGGGCAGCGUGUCAGGGCCUCAUGCCGGGAUGACCAGCCAGCCCACAGGGGCCACUGGUGGGGCUGGCAUGGUACAGGCCCAGAUGAUGGGCGUCCAGCACCAGCCUGUCUCAUCCGCCCCAGGACAGGUGGUGCAGGGCCCACCAGGUGGAGGCCAGGCUGCCCUUGCCAGGCCCCAGAUGGUAAACCCGGGACAGAUGAUUGGGGGCGUCCAGAAUCCUCAGAGGGGGAUGGCCCCCCCCAGGCAGAUGAUGCCCCAGCAGGGCCAGGCAAUGAUGCAGGGACAGGGGCCUCUCCUCGCCAACCAGAGCCACCAGGUGACCAUGCAGCAGCAGCAGCUGCAGCAGAAUGCCAUGAUGGAGCAAAUGAUGGCCAAUCAGAUGCAAGGAAACAAGCAGGGCUUUGGGUCCAAAGGUCAGCCAGGGGUCCUGCAGGGGCAGAUGAUGCGGGGCCCCUCGCCGAAUGUGCAGGGCAACCUGGUCCAGUUCCAGCCUCCCACUACCCAGCAGCCUCAGCAGCAAGGGCAACAAGCUCAGGUGCUUCCUGUGAGCAGCAGUCCUGGCCAAGCCCUGGGCCUGCAUGGGCCUCAGGUGAGGCUUCCGGGAGGCCAUCAUUUAGUUCAGCAGCAGCAGCUUCAACAGCAGAAUCAGCAGCUUCAACAGCAAAACCAGCAGCUUCAACAGCAAAACCAGCAGCUUCAGCAGCAAAGCCAACAGCAGCAGAUGAUCCAGCAGGUACACCUCCAGCAGCAGCAGCAGCAGCAGCUGGGUGAGGCUGGCGGAGGUGCAGGGGAUAUGCCUCUGCACCAGCUGAUCCCUGACAUCCAGGUGCAGCAGCAGCAGCAACAGCAGGGGAUGGCUGUGGGCAUGCAAGUUGGCAACGGCCACUUCCCUGGUCAUGGAUUGCCCUUUAACCCACAGUUUCCCAGCCAGAUGGCCAUGGGUGGCCCCUGUGUGCAGACUGGUGGUUUCCCUGGCAACAAGGAUGUCACACUCACCAGUCCCCUGCUGGUCAAUCUCCUGCAGAGCGACAUCUCGGCGAGCCAGUUCGGCGCCGGGGGGAAGCAGGUUGCUGCCGCCCAGGCCAAACCCAAGAAGAAGAAGCCACCACGGAAGAAGAAGGCCAACGGAAACGGCGGCACGUCAGGACCUCAGCCUGAGGACAUGCUUAGUGGUCUCGCGGAUGUUCGACCCCCCAGUAUGGACGACCCAGAGAUGCAGGGCCUGAGUGCCGUUCAGGGAGGUGGAACAGACCCCGCCACGGCAAAACCACCUGACUUUAGCAGCAGGUCUUCAGGGUUUCCUGGUCAUCUGGGAGAACAAAGGUUGCCACAGCAGAUGCCUGUUCAGUUCACACAGCAGCAGCAACAACAACAGCAACAGCAACAGCAGCACCAGCAACAAUUCCAGCAGCAACAGCUCCAACAGCAGCAGCAGCAGCAGCAACAGCAGCUCCAACAGCAACAUCUUCAACAGCAACAACAACAGCAGCAGCAGCAGCAGCUACAACAGCAACAGCUCCAGCAUCAGCAGCAGCAUCAACAGCUUCAACAGCAGCAGCUUCAACAACACCACCAGCUCCAACAGCAACAACAGCAGCAACAGCAGCACCAGCAGAUGCAGGGCCAGGCAGGGGUGAUGCCGCAGGGCCAGACACAGCUCCAUCUGCACCAGUUACAACAGCAGCAACUACAGCAACCACAGCACCAGCAGCAUCACCAGCACCAGCACCAACAGCAGCAGAUGAUGAUGAGGCUCAUGAAGCAGCAGGAACAGGCUAAGAACAGAAUGCCACUCGCACAGACAGGUCAGCCUCCCAGGGGACCGGUGACCCCUACGGAAGCUCAGAGGAUGCCUGUUUCACAGCAAGGCAGCAUGCCGGCGAUGAUCAACCUGCACGGCUCAUCUGGUGUCCCGCCUUCCCCGGACAAGCUCCGGGGGGUCCCUCUCAUGGUGAACCCACAGCUGGGUGGACCUGCCAGGAGGAUGCCGCUUCCCGAGUCACCACAAGGGGGCGCACUGCCGAGUGCCGAGGACAUCUCCGGAGUGCACGCCCUGCAGGACCGGCCGGCUCACGAGAUGAGUCACCCGGUGGGGACCGGUGCACCGGGACUGAUGAGUAACCAAGGUCCCAGUCCACACCUGAUGAAGCCAGGCCCCUCGCCCGUCCCGCCUCACCAGGGGCCCAGCCCCCAGCCCCAGCAAGCGGGGCCCAUGCCGCCGUCCCACGGCCUCCACUUCCCCAGCGCCCCCUCCACCCCGCAGAGCUCCCGCCCCAAGACCCCCAACCGGGCCAGUCCCAGGCCGUACCACCAUCCGGUCACGCCCACCAACCGCCCGCCCAGCACGGAGCCCUCGGAGAUCAGCCUCUCGCCCGAGCGUCUGAAUGCCUCAAUCGCUGGCCUCUUUCCCCCGCAGAUCAACAUCCCGCUGCCCCCUAGGCAGCCCAGCCUGAACCGAGGCUUUGACCAGCAGGGCCUCAACCCCACCACCCUGAAGGCUAUUGGCCAGGCCCCACCCAGUCUGACAUCUCUCAAUCACAGCGGUAGCGGUGGCGGUCAGCAGACCCUCCCCUCGAGCGGCAGCUCUGGGCCCAUGGCCGGCAAAGCUGAGAAGCAGCCCGUCGGAGGAGGCCCUGUAAAAAGAGCUAGCCCCAGCAACAGCCGACGGUCCAGCCCCGCGUCCAGCCGGAAGAUGACCCCUAGCCCAGGCAGGCAGAAGGGGGCCAAAGCUACCCUUGCUUCUCCGUCUCAUCAGCCGCCUCAAAACGUAACGGCAAGCCCCUCUCCGGCUCUCCCCUGUCCUGGGGCCACGCCACCGGUACCCCUGGAAGCGCAGAGAGUUCAGCACCCCUUCCAGGGCAUGCAGGGUGUCCACAACAACCCUGCCGAAGCAGGCCAGGAUGUUCCAGGAGGGCCCACCGAGCAGCAGCUAGUACCGCUGCCACGACCCCAGGGAGAGGCACACGGUCCUCGUGUCCUGCCAGAGAGGGAUGCCGUGGAGGAUACAGCGCGGCAGGGCGCUGCUGUGGUUGAGACCGUCCCCGCUCAGGACCUGAAGCCCUCUCACACUCCCAUCCUCAGCCAGGCCCCCACCUCUCUGAGCCAGCUUCUAGAUGGGUCGGGGUUACCCAGCGUGUCCCCGGAGACCGCUCGGAAUGGGGCGUUGCAAGGAGGCCAGGGUCAGAGGGAGAGCAGCAUUCUGCAGGGCUCCGACACCAGCGUCCCUCUGAAUUCCAGCAACCCGGAGCACAAGCCCAGCCUCAUGUCUGCUCCGAGUCCCAAACUCGACCCUGGUGCCAGUCUCGGACCAAGUCCUCACACGAGCGUUAGUGUCAGCAGCAACUCAGGAAUUGGUCCAAACUCUGCAGCUAAUGCCUCUGUAGUCCUGCCCAAACAAAGUUCCUCCUGCUCCACAGUCACCAGCCCCGCCAGUCAGGUGGCUGUUUUCACCACCUCCAGCCCCGUUGGCUCCUCCCCUGGCAUGUCGCCCCAUGUAGGCUCUGCUCAGGUUUCCAUGGCAGUGUCUGCUCCAAAUAAGAACACUCAACCCCUAGAAAGGCUGCCGACCUCCUCUCCGGCUGCUUCUGGCGCCCCUCCUGCCCAGAUCGUCACUGCCCCCAUGGCCGUUAGUGCAGUCUUUCAGUCACCUGUCACCUCUGUGCCAUCCAGCUCCAGCACUGUGACAGAGCCCCUCACAGCGGUGGGGGGAGCAGUUCACACUCCAGCCAGAUCCCCAGCCCCUGCUGUUAUGACGACCACCCAGCCCUCCCCUGCCCACAUACCACAUGGCCAGUCUGGUCGUGUAGGGGCAGGGUUUAUCCAGGCUACACCUACUCAGCCACUCAGUGCCCAGCCCCCACUGGCAUGGCAACGCCCAGGAACCCCAAAGCAGGAGAGCAGCAACCCUGCUGAGAGAACAGCCGCUACCCUGCCCGCCGGCCAGCCAUCACCCCGCCCCUAUGCGACGUCCUCAUCCCCUUUCUCCCAGCCUAUGGCAUCACCCCCUCCAUGCCCCAGCCCAGGAGCUGCUGGUCCGUGUACCCAAAGGAGCCCUCUGCCCCAUGCAGCGGCCUUGCCAAAGGUGCGACCGGGCUUGACACUCCCUAGCAGUACAGGUGUGAUGGUGGCAGACCCUCUGAGGAACACAGAAGGCCCCUCCCCUGGUCGGCCACCAGAGGCCGCUGUUGCAUCACAGCCAGAGCAGAUACCCGACAGCACGCGGCCUCAGGGCUCUCCCCUGAUAGCUGGCCCCACAGAGGCCUUGGACCUAAACCAGCCCCCCGCCCCUCUAAAAAAUCCUACUCCACCCAUUUCGUCUCCUCCUACAGCCCCGACCAUGCCCUCCCCCAUCCCUGUCCCUCCCAUCUCCUCCCCUCUCCCUGUCCUGGCUCCUGCCCCACCUCAUACUUUUCCAGCAGCACCAGCAGACACCCCAGGAGGCCCCCCAACCGCACCAUCUGCACCUGAAGACCAGAACCCCCCUGCAGGGGUGGAUACCGGCCUGCCAGCUCACAGCAAUGUGUCUGAAACCACGGGCCUUGCAGUGUCCGUACAAUCUGAAGCUCCACUGCAGGAAGGACCCCCUGGGGAGGCAGCUGUGUCCGUCCAAUCUGAGACCCCACUACAGGAGGGACCGCCUGCGGAGACAGCUGGAAAUGAACCUGUUCCUCAAAAUGAUCAGGGAUGCCUAAAGAAACGAAAGGCACCCAACAGCCUUGCCCAAAGGGAGGACAGGGCGGUCCCAGAGCGGGCGAAGGGUCCAGGCAGACGUGCCUCACGAGCAGAGAAGGAACCGGAGGAGGGGGGCGAGUCUGCAGAGAACGGGCAGAGGAAGCGAGCCACCAGGCCAGGCUCUGCCUCCGCCAUCACCACUGCUGGCAAAGACACCAACUCCAGUGCCAGCCCCACCCAGGCUAAGAGACGGAAGUCAAAAUGAGCCCUGCACUGUUGACCUACAAGCUGUACAAUGUCCCUGCUCUGUCAGCCUUUGACCUAGAUUGUUAAAUGGAUGGACUAAUUGUGUAACUAUUUUGCGUACAGUUUUGUUUCAAGAAGAGUGAUGACAUUUGUGCUUGUUUCCCACAGCAAUGUGAGGUUUUUUUUUUUUUUUUUUUUUUACUUCGAAGGGUUUCAAUUUUGUGUGUGAGUGUGUUCUUUAAAUGCUGGAAAAAUAAUGUUCAGGCACCUGAUCAUGAAAAUGCCUCAGGCCUUUGUAUAAUUUUGUCGCAAAGCUGAAUUAAAUUUUCUACCGCUCUUUUCAAUGUUGAAAUGGAACUGUGAACGGUGUUGUAGUUUUUUCUCUGCCCGGACAUUAAGUAGCCAAUUUAUAAGCGUGGGCAGCAGCGCCCUCUCAUGAGGAAAUUGUGUUCCAUACAGAUACGGUGUUCUACCAUGCACACAAAAUGUACAUACAGACCACAAAUAAAAAUAGGA